AUGGGAGUACAAGGUACUUUGGAAUACUUGUCUGAUUUACUCAGUAGCACCACAAAGAAGAAGAAAAAGAAGCAAACACAAACUGUAUCUCUUAAAAUCAGAAUGGAUUGUGAUGGAUGUGUUCGUAAAGUUAAACAUGUCCUUUCUGGUGUUAAAGGAGUUAAGAAAGUGGAUGUGGAUAUGAAGCAGCAGAAAGUAACAGUGAGUGGAUAUGUUGAGCCAAAGAAAGUGUUGAAAGCUGCACAAUCAACAAAGAAGAAGGUUGAACUUUGGCCUUAUGUUCCAUACACUAUGGUGGCUCAUCCUUAUGUUUCUCAAGCUUAUGAUAAAAAGGCUCCUCCAAAUAUGGUUAGAAAAGUUGGUGACACUUCCAACACAAAAGAGACCACCUUUGAUGAUAGCUAUGUUGAAAUGUUCAGUGAUGAAAAUCCAAAUGCAUGUUCUAUUAUGUAA
Molecule: messenger RNA, 453 nt
Organism: Lathyrus sativus (Indian pea)
Lineage: Eukaryota; Viridiplantae; Streptophyta; Magnoliopsida; Fabales; Fabaceae
Source: the annotation of a GenBank genome assembly